Molecule: messenger RNA, 1253 nt
Organism: Xenia sp. Carnegie-2017
Lineage: Eukaryota; Metazoa; Cnidaria; Anthozoa; Malacalcyonacea; Xeniidae
Product: TNF receptor-associated factor 1-like
Exons: 2
Coding region: 604-969 (121 amino acids)
Molecular function (GO): protein binding
Source: RefSeq, a predicted model, not a curated record
AAUAGCAUCAAAUAUUUUGUUAAAAGAAUGUGCUGGCAGUAUCUUUUUCUCACUUCACAGACUUUAAAACGAAAGGAGAUCAGACAACAUAUUAAUGACACUCCAAUUAAUCACGUGAGCCUCUUGUCGCGAUAUGUUAUGGCAUUUGUUAUACAGCUUGGUAACUUCGUUUACCACUCCAUUGCGAAGACUUGUUGACGAAGUCACUGCUGUUCGUGCAUAUUACUUUGAAAAAUUUGUGAUGUUGGAUGGCAAAAUUACAGGUCUGGAAAGAAGAAUUGAGUGUCUCGAGGGUCGUGGUGGUAGCAAUAGUUAUAACACCCAGUUGUCCCCAGAAAUUUCUUUGUUGCGCAAAAAAUUGCAACACUUGAGCGACAAGCUUGUGACGAUUCUUCCACUAUACAACGGUUUUGUGAGCGUUUAUAUCAAAUAGACAAAUCUAUACUGAGAAACAUGGUAAACAUUACGAACCUCAAAGCGCAACGUGAAGAGCGCGCAUUGUGAUCAAAUCAGGUAAUACACAGCUAUAAUGGUACGUUAUUUUUGAAAAUAGGUAACUUCAAUCGAAAGCGACAGGACGCCAUUAAUGGUAUCGAAACAGCAAUGUACAGUCCAUCAUUCUACAGUUCUCAAUAUUGUUACAAGAUGUGUGCUAAGAUCUAUAUGAAUGGUGAUAGUUUUGGAAAUGGAACUCAUUUAUCUUUGUUCUUUGUUAUCAUGAAAGGUGAUUACAAUGCUCUACAAACAAGGCCAUUUCAAAAGAAGAUCACAACGAUGUUUAUAGCUCAAGGAAAUGGUGAUCACAUGAUUGAUGCUUUUCAUUCAAAUCCUCAAAGUUCCUUAUUUAAGCGACCAGAGUCUGAUUUGAAUGUAUUAGGAUUGCCACUUCUAAUUUGGCCGAUAGAGAGUUUAAGUAAUCUUUCGUUCAUCAAAGAUGAUACAAUGUUCAUUAAGUUAAUUGUUGAAUGAACAAAAAAUCUAAAUACACUCGCUCCUUCUUCUCUAUCUUAGACACUGAAACUAUCUCAAUUCUUUAUCAAUCUUAAAUUAGCUUUAUACUUAGGCAAACGCAACCCGAGCUAAAUAUGUUGCAAACAACUCUCCUAGCUCUUUCACGUAAUUUUCAGUUGUCUAUACAAAAUUGUAUUUGUUGUAAAGCACUCAAUAGUGUUUAUAUAAGUUUUUUUGUUUGCUUCUGGUCAGCAUAUCCACAGUAAAGGAAUAUACAACAGUAGGUCCACUUCGCUGUGCAA